AAGUGCCAAGAUCAGAAAGAAAGAAAGAAAGAUACAAAACCAAGAAGAAUGUCUUUCCUUCAAAGCUCAACACGCACCCACCACCUCUGGCUAACACGAACCAUAUCACACUACCCUCCAUCAUCAUCACGAUCGAUCUUCGGACUAAGCUGGCCACUGAAGAAGAAGAACAACAAGCCGACGGGAGAUGGAACACGGACAAGCAAGCCAGCAGGACGACUACUGGACUCAGACGACCUAUUCCAUCCCUUGACGAGCUCACCGAUCGCGGCGAUGCGGGAGAAAGCCGGGCGGAUCAAAUCGAUUGCACGAUGUCCGGUCUAUCCCUCGAAGCUGGUAGCCUACGAUUGUCCGGAGUGUGGAUAUCCGACCCAUUCCUCUCGAGAAGCUUGGGAGAUGGAUGGGGAGAAGGCCAAGUAUUGGCCCCGACUCAGGGAGGCUAACGAGGACGAACACGACCUCAGAUCGCAACGUCCAAUGCUCGAAUUCGACCUCCCCGACUGUCAGCCUUAUGAAGAAACGAUCACGCUCGCUAAUUGGGACUUGCUCCUCUAUACCCGUGGGUUCCGCUCAAUCGACGAGGAUCGCUCGAGACGUCAUGUCUCUAAACUGUUGACCUAUCCCAUGACUAUCGGCGCUAUCUUGCACGAAUUCAGCCCGUAUUCUACUCGCAAUCAACGCCUCACUCUCGAAGGUUAUCGAUCGCUAACCGCACUACGCCAGUCAUUACAUCCACCACUAGGAACGAAUACAGCCCAAGUACUAGGCCGCACGAUCAAUCCGAUCCGGAUCUUUAUCUUGGGUGCCCGGGCGGAGUCGUCCUUACCACCGGCGGUAUGGGCGCAACUCCCGUAUCUAUUCCCGUCGCCGGAUGUGUCGUUUCAGGUGUAUUUUAUUGGGCCCGAGGUGAUCCUGCCUCAACAACAGAUCGUCGGGCCUGAAGGAGCGACGGAGAGUCAGGAUGUCUAUAAGCGUGGCCGGCCCAAUACCAGCUUCGGGGUCCCCGCCUUCAGUGUGCCCGUCUCGCCUACUCUCACCUUGCAUAUGAUCCAGGGCGCGUAUCGCGAAGUGCAUGAUGCAUUGGGACCGUUCGACCCGUACACGGAUGUCUAUUUCGCCUUCUCGCCCGGCUUCGGAUUCCCAACGGUCCCGACCAACCCGUCUCAUCCAUCCUCCUCCUCCUCCUCCUCCUCAUCAUCAUCAUUAUCAUCAGAGCAAGGAUCAAAGCAAAAUGCAUUACUGGAUAGUCAAUCGAUCCAACUAGAGACUAAUUGGAACCAAGACGUCAAGCUGAUCCUCGACGAGAAAUGCGCACUCUUUGGCGCCGGCUUCAGUCCUGCCGACGUCCAACGCGACGUCGAUGCGCUCGAAUCGGUCGCCGAUAUUAAGGAGCAGUUCGAUUGGCUGUUGAAUCCGGGCGAAAACGUGUUUGCUAGUCUUAAAUGGGAGGUCGCUGAGUUCGAUCCCAGAGUGGCUGUUAAAUCAAAUUACGCCGUUUGGGGUAUCAGGGGUAAACGGUUUGAAUUGGAUGAGUAUUCUAGACGAGAGAAACUGCGACAAAUCGCCUAGUCUUUUCACUAUCCUAGACACAUACACUCUUUCUCUUUGUCUCUUUGUCUCUCUUAUGAAUGGUGUAUCCAGAUAGAUUAUUCAGAUCAUCAGUUUGUUGAUUACUUUUUUAAUCAUUCAUCUUUUCACUUCUAAUUCAUCCCCCCCCCCCCCUCAAAAUAAGAAGGAAUAUUAAUGUUUGAAGCUGACAGUCAACUGUUGGAAUUUGAAAGCGCUUUGAAAAGAUCAUAUUAUGGUUCAUAUAAUGUUUGAGGUGUAUGUGUAUAUUGCCGGUCAUGUUCCGUGCUGUUCCGCGUGUUUGUAUGGAGCAGCCCCCUUAAAAUUG
Messenger RNA from Puccinia graminis f. sp. tritici CRL 75-36-700-3, 1894 nucleotides. RefSeq lists its product as uncharacterized. NCBI's taxonomy places the organism in Eukaryota, Fungi, Basidiomycota, Pucciniomycetes, Pucciniales, Pucciniaceae. The transcript is spliced from 3 exons. The coding region runs from base 49 to 1569 and encodes 506 amino acids. The record is from RefSeq and is a predicted model, not a curated record. Gene Ontology annotation, cellular component: extrinsic component of mitochondrial inner membrane.